This is a messenger RNA of Haliotis rufescens (red abalone), 2032 nucleotides long. RefSeq names its product mesenchyme-specific cell surface glycoprotein-like. The record is from RefSeq and is a predicted model, not a curated record. Gene Ontology annotation, molecular function: protein binding. The coding region runs from base 43 to 1806 and encodes 587 amino acids. Lineage: Eukaryota; Metazoa; Mollusca; Gastropoda; Lepetellida; Haliotidae. The transcript has 12 exons.
UAUCCAUUUCAGUCACUGAGUCCUGUGUUGGACGUGAGACACAUGUCUGAGAGUCGUGGUGCCAUGGAGCGGUGGUUGGUUCUCCUCCUUGCCUUGACUUUGGUUAGUGGGAACUUUAAUGUGAGUCUCGAGGAGGUGGCUACUGUGUUUUUGCCGACAACUGGACGAGAGUGGGAUUACAAAGUUGUCCAACGUGCGACCUACGAUGCCGACACCAAGCUCCUUUACGUUGUUGGUGGGCUAAGCAGGUUCGUGAUUGACAUGAAGAACCCCCCGAACCUCGCCCCCGUUCGCACGGACUCCUCCCCGCAAGGUAACGUGGAGUACACCGACAUCUCCUGCUGCGGCAACCACUUCAUCCAGACAACCCAUGACACUGCCUACCCACCCAACGGAACCGUCAAGAUAUUCAAAAAGUUCGACGCAAGUAGACCAACAGAAGAGGUCUUCUCUGCCCAAGUUGGCGAGAACCCGAGUUGUGUGAGAUUCCUUUCUGGGUGUAGGACGGCUAUUGUUACUGUCAGAGGAAGUGCUUACAAAUCCGGAAGUGAUUUCAUUGACCCCCAGGGCAAGGUCCUUCUUGUCCGCCUCCCAGGAGCCAGGUACGCUGGAAGCUUCGCCAGCAACGUUCACAUCACAACGUUGGAUUUCACAAAGUUUGAUGCAAGGGUCAGCGAGCUGCUCAGAGGGGGAGCGAGGUUUGUGUACCGGGACCGUCACAACAACUUCUCCAACGACGUCGACCCAAACAAGAUUACGGUGACACCGGACGGGAAGACGGCGUAUAUUGGUCUGCAGCGCAGCAACGCCGUGGCUAUGUUGGACGUGAGCUCCGGGAACAUCGUCAGCAUCCGUGGUCUCGGACUAAAGAGCUGGAGUGACCUCCUGAUGGACGCGUCCGACCAGGAUGGGGGUAUCAAUAUGAGGGCGUGGCCUAUCUCCAGCUACUACCUCCCUGACGGCAUUGAGUACAUGACACACAACGGCAACAACUACAUCGUCACAGCCAACGAGGGCGACGACUACGACUACAGCGAUAUGAUAUCAUGGAAAGAGGAAAUGAGAGGGCGAGAAUUUGUGGAAAACAACAUGACAGCAGAUUCUCUGAGUAGCGAGAUGAAGACAUGGCUGGCCAACGAUACCAUGCUAGGGAGAUUGACGUUCACAACUCAGAACGGAGAGAAUAAUGUCACUGGUGGCUACAGCAAGUUCGUCACGCUAGGCAGUCGCAGUUUCUCCAUCUGGAACGCCACAUCCAUGAAGCAAGUGUACGACAGCGGGGACGACAUCGAGAGGACACACGCCGAUCUAUACCCCGACCUCUUCAACGGGGAUGUGAAUGGCACUAACACGCCCACACAGGACGCAGACAAGACGUCGCCGGAGAGGGGUCCUGAACCGGAAAGCGUGUCAGUUGGUGCAAUUGGUAGACUCUCUUUGAUCUUCAUCGGGAACGAGGAUCCAGGAACUAUCAGCGUCUACUCCAUCCUUGACGGAAUCAAACCAAGACUCGAGUGUAUCUGGGCUGGGGUGACAAACACAUCACUGACGUGGAGAAGUAUGUUUACCAACAAGGAAAUGAAGGGCGUCGCCCCAGAACACAUCAUAUUUUUGCCAAAGGACAAAAGUCCUACAGGGAGGGAGGCAAUCAUUGUGAUGGGUACGAAAGCGGGAUCUGUGACGCUGCUGAACGUGGUACUAACAGGAACGAUCCCUCCAGCUAGUCAGGCCAGUGGACUACAGGCGAGCCUUCUGUUGCUGGCUGGCAUCCUCAUCCUACACGGGGCAAUCAAGUGGUGUUUCUGAAGAUGCUAUUGUCUGCUUGCAAAACGUCAUACGUAUCACUGUUAUGCCGUAACAGACUACCACUGAAGGAUGUAGCGUCAUAUCACACUACCACUGGAGGAUGUAGCGUCAUAUCACACUACCACUGGAGGAUGUAGAGUCAUAUCACACUACCACUGGAGGAUGUAGCGUCAUAUCACACUACCACUGGAGGAUGUAGAGUCAUAUCACACUACCACUGGAGGAU